ACCUUAGUCUUUCCAAACACAAAUUUUUCAGGUGAUUGGAAACAAAACAUGAAUCUUGUUUGAAAUUAACAAAUGUUUUUAUUUACUAUAUAACUUUAUUUUUAUUUGUAUAUUGUGAUCCAGAAUCAAGGAUUAUUAGUGAUUUUAGUGUGUCACAGGUUUCCUGUUGUCAACAAUAAAAAUGUCUGAUGUUUGGGAUAUAAUGAGUGGGAUAUCAUCUCCCCAUCAGUCAACAUUUUCAUCAUCAUCUGUUCAACAAGGAGAUAUGAAAAAACAAAAAAUGAAAAAAAUGAAACCUGAAGGAAUGACUAGAGAACUUUUUGCUCUUCUUACCGACGAUAACAAUGACUGUGCACCGAUAGUUAGUACAGAUUUUAGUCCAGCUGGUAGUCUCACUGGUGGUUACAAACAAAACAAGGCUAAAUUAGGUCUUAAAAAGGUCCGUCCAUGGAAAUGGAUGCCUUUUGCUAAUGCCAGUAGGACCGAUGGCUUUAAAUUACACCAUUGGAGAAGAGUUGCUGAUGAAGGAAAAGAAUAUCCAUUUGCUAAAUUUGCUGCAAAAGUUACAAUACCAUCUUAUACCGAAGUUGAAUAUCAACAACAUCUUCAAACUGACAGUUGGUCAAAAGCCGAAACAGAUCAUCUUUUCCAUUUGUGUAAACGCUUUGAUUUAAGGUUUAUUGUGAUUCACGAUAGAUGGGAUAGAUUGACAUUUCCAUUACCGCGUAGUGUUGAAGAUCUCAAAGAAAGAUAUUAUAGUGUUGUCAAUACAUUAAAAGAAAUACGAACACCACCUGGACAAGAGCCUAAAUUAAAAUAUUUUGAUGCAGAACAUGAAAGGAGAAGAAAAGAGCAGUUAACAAAAUUGUAUGAAAGAACAUCAGAACAAGUUGAAGAAGAGCAAAAAUUGUUGGAAGAAUUGCGUAAAAUUGAAAUGAGGAAGAAAGAAAGAGAAAAGAAAACUCAAGAUUUACAAAAGUUGAUUGCUGCAGCAGAUAAAAAUUCCGAUGGCUCUAAAGCAGAUACUCCAGGAGCAAAUAAAAAUCCAGGUCCAGGUCGUCCCGGUCCCGGAAGAGGAAGAAAGAAAACUUCUCAUCUCAAACUUAAUGCUGUUGGUAAAGGUUCAGAUCCAUCUACUCCAAAUGCAACAAAUGUAUUGGAGUCUGUAGGAAUAAAAUUCCCUGAAAUUAAAUCGAGUGGUGUUAGUUUACGCUCACACAAAAUGAAAUUACCAGGAUCAGUUGGAACUAAGAAGGCAAAAGCUAUUGAGCAACUUCUAAUUGAAUUGAAUGUUGAUCUUAAACCUAUGCCGACCGAAGAGAUUUGUCAACAUUUCAAUGAACUUAGAUCUGAUAUGGUCUUACUUUAUGAACUUAAAAUGGCGCUUGCUUCAUCAGAAUUUGAAUUACAAACACUUAAACAUCAAUUUGAAGCUCUUGCACCAGGUAUUGCAACGCAAGUGAUCCCAACAAUUGAAUCAGCUUUACCAUCAUUGUCAACUGGAGAUGAGGCCACAAAUGUAUCUUCAUUUUUGGAGACACCUAAAAAAAUAUCUGAGAUAAUCGAUGUAGAUUCUGGUCCAGGAUCAUCCAUACGUAAAAGGAAAGCUGCUCUUCAACAAGAACACCUUUUAAAGAAACUCAAGAAAACUUGAUUUACCUUAUAAAAUCUCUGUUAUAUAAUGGUCUGAGCUGUUCAUUUAUGAAAAGUUUUGUUUAUUAAUUGUACAUAUCGAUGUCAUAUUUUUCAUUUCAUAAAAUAAAUAUGUUAAGAGUUUGA
Tetranychus urticae (two-spotted spider mite) is the source of this 1779-nucleotide messenger RNA. Its product is annotated as DNA methyltransferase 1-associated protein 1. Gene Ontology annotation, biological process: chromatin remodeling; DNA repair; negative regulation of transcription by RNA polymerase II. Gene Ontology annotation, molecular function: transcription corepressor activity. Gene Ontology annotation, cellular component: nucleus; Swr1 complex; NuA4 histone acetyltransferase complex. The record is from RefSeq and is a predicted model, not a curated record. Lineage: Eukaryota; Metazoa; Arthropoda; Arachnida; Trombidiformes; Tetranychidae.